Molecule: messenger RNA, 1754 nt
Organism: Camelina sativa (false flax)
Lineage: Eukaryota; Viridiplantae; Streptophyta; Magnoliopsida; Brassicales; Brassicaceae
Source: RefSeq, a predicted model, not a curated record
UCGCGACGAUGGAAGAGUCAGAUAAAGGGACGGCGGCCUUGAAGAAAGCUUACGCGGAGAUGAUUCUAAACACGGCGAAGGAAUCAGCGGUUAGGGUAAUGGUUUCCGACAAGAAAACAGCUCGGUUCCACCACGAUCUUUGCGGGACUAAAGACGAAGCUCUUCGUUUACUUGUCCGAUUGAAACAGAUGAUUGAUGCUCAGACAAUUGAAUCAGAGAUUGCAUCAUCAAACAAGCAACGGCAGAUUGAUUUGCUUGAAGCUCAGUUACAAGAGGCUGAAGAUAUUAUUACUGAUUUGAGGUCUGAGUUGAGAUGGGUCAGAGACAAACUGGAGAAAGCGAGGCAAACCAUUCCUGCUGAUCUAGAGGUUGUUGUUGGAAGUGUUCAUCCUAAUCAAGACAGGAGUGAGAGUGACUCUUUUCUUAAUCAGAAUAGCUCAUUGCUUGAUGAUGAAUGUGGUGGUAAGGAAACCCUUUCUGCUGCAGAGGUUAUUGCAAGUUUGCAUCCUGAUCAAGAGGUUGCAGAUAUGAGUGGCUCUCUUUUGAAUCAGAAGAGCUCAUUGUUUGAUGAUGAAUGUGGUGGAAAUGACGAAAAGGAUUUUAAGGGGUUGAGUGUUGAAAGUUCAAAGGCUUGUGAGUCUGAAGCCAAUAUCAGGAGCAAAAAGCUUGAGCUGUCUCGAAAUGGGUGUACACAGAGGAUCCAUGCUUUGGAGAGGAAAUCAUCUCAUUCUGCAAACGGAGAGGAACGACGCACAACUGACAAGGAUAGUGAAGAAAACUUGAGCUCAGUAAACACUAGAUCUCUUGUUCUUGCUAUUAGAGCUACGAAUGCAGAGGUGGUGCCCAUAAAGCCGUCUAAUUCACUAGGAAUCAAGAAGACUCGCAAAUCAAAAGGAAGGAGAAAGAGGAGGUGGAGCAAACGAAAAGCUACACAAGUUAGGUCACAAAGUCAGCUUAUAAAACCUUGUCAAUCUCACUCUGAUAUUCCCUGUUCCAAGAAUGGCGAAGAUUCCAUGGAUACUCAUCUGUCGGUAGAGAAUGAGGAGGUUGAUGCCCUUAAUUCUUGUAAAGGGUUGGACGCGACUAAGAUAAAGCCGCUUCGUCGUUUGGAUCAUGGGUUAACUUCAGUUAAAUGCAAUGUAGAUCCAACUUCAGGAUCCACGAAAACUACUGUCGUCAGUGUGAAUGUAAUAAAUCGAUCAACAGAUGAAGACUUGGAAUCAAGAAUGGUAAAAUGUAAAGGUGAAGAAGAUAGUGUGGUUCCAACUACUGGGCCUUGAGUUGGUUGAUCCAUGUUCUGAGUUGAAAGCUAAUGCAGUGGUGUCAGAUCAAAUCAGUGAGUCUCUGAGAGCUGACGAAAUUCGCCUUGUGAAGUAUACAUUCCAAAGGAAACGGAAAAAGGGAUCUCUAAACGAAAACAAUGACAAUAACUAUUCUCCAUGGAAAAGAAAGGAGACAAUGCACAAUGAUCCGGUUAAAUCAUCUAUGAGUAACCCCACAAUUAGGUGAGUAUAUCCAUUCAUGGUUCUGUCUAGUUGCUACUAGAGACACAAUAUCUGAUAUGACAUUGCUUUCAACUGUUAGUACUCACAGCAUUUUGUUCAGUUAAUGCUGUUCUUUUGGUCAUGUGCAGUUUAUAUUUCUUUUCCUUGUCUGAAAACUGAUGGUACAGUGGCAACGCUUUGUUCAAGGGAACUCUUGAUAAACAUCUUGUAUAUCAAAAGUUUUAAAUCUUAGAAUUAUCUAUUUAUCUA